AUGCCAUUCAUUGGUGCUUCGAAAAGUUCACACGAUCUAUUCGAUAAUUUAAAAGCGAAACAUUCGAUUUCUGCAAAAUCUUUUGAACCUACUUCUCAGCCAAUAUUAACUCCUAUAGUAACUUCGGACUUUACAAGAGAAGAAAGUGCUUCUCCAUCACAACAUGAAGCCACUCCAACUUCAGAUACUCCACCACUUUUAGAUAAUAAUGAUUCAUUACAUCUUUCUAAUAAAUCUACACAUGCCUAUUCGUAUAACCCAUUAUCCCCUAAUUCCCUAAGCGUACGACUUAAUAUCUUGAAAAGAUCUCUGGAGAUCUUGAUCUCAAAUCCUAACUUAUUGGUAGCGCCAACUGACGGUUCUGUAGUUCAUACAAGACAUUUAGGUGAAUAUAUACCGAAUAAUUUUAUUCAUAAUCAUAAAAAGAGUGAUCCGAUUUCUAGAAAUUUAAAUAAUGCAAUAAAUUCAAAAUUAAAUGCCCAUUCAGCUGCAUUACAGGCAUUUGUAAUAAAUACAAAUUGUUGUUCUCCAGGUUCACCUGAAGCUAAUAAAGAUUUCGAUUACGCUGUAGUAGAAAAUGCAUACGAUCAACAAUUAAAUGAUUCAAAAUUUAAUCCAGUAAGAAAAACAAAUUUAAGAAGAGCCAGCUCAUUACAUAGUCUUGCUUCUCAUUUAAAACAAAAGAUUAAAAGGGAUGCUCAGGCAAAUGCCUCGAGCACAACUACUACUGUUAAACAUCCUCAUUUUUUAACUUCAAAUCCAAAGGGUCCUUUUCCAGUAUCUGCUCCCAUUGCUAAUAAAAGAAGAACAAAAACUUUGGGUGCUGCAGAUAAUCAAAGUAUCAUGAACGGAAUCAAAUAUUUAAAUAUUCCUGAUUCAGCGAACCGUGAUUCUACUUCCAGCAUGGAUGAUAAAACUUUACGUCAUUCACUUGGGGAGAUUAUGGAUUAUUCAAAUAAUUAUUCUCCUUAUGUAAGUGACAGGGAAAGUUCAAAUUCAUCAUCUGUAAAUGAUGAAUUAUUACAAUUUGAAAAAGAUAAUUUACAAAAUCUAUUGAAUUUAUUAAAUGAUACCCUUGAUAACAAUUCAGUAGAAAAUGCUUCUAAUUUACAUACAAUAUCAUUAUUUAAUAUGAACAAAUCACUUUUGAAGACUUCAAAAACAGAAUUAAUUGGAGAGUUUGAAGAAAAAGAUUCUAUAACUACAGUAAAUUUGAAAAGAAUUCUUUUAGAUUCUCUAGCAGUGCCAUUUUUUCAACAAAAUUGUCCCACAAAAGAUGAAAACUCAGAGUCAACCUCAAGAACAAGAUCAAGAACAAGAGCUUUUACCCAACGUACAAGAGUUCAAACUCAAGCUUCGCCCGUAGAUGAUAAUGCUGGAUUAUGUUGUAUUGAUGACAAUUGUACAAGUUUACCAGAUUAUAUUAGAUCUCUACACAUUUUUACUUCAGGAAAGAAUUCUUCACAUCAAGCAAUUUUCACUUGUGAAUUAGAUAAUCCUUGGAAAUUCAGAGCAGCAAAUGAUUUAGCUUGUUUGAUAUUUGGUAUAUCAAAUAAUACUAUGAAAUGCCUUUCCUUAUUAGAUGUACUACAUCCAGCAAGUAGAUAUUUUGUUAUGAAUAAAAUACUAACCACAAAAAAUCAAGAUGUACCAUUAACAGGUGAAAUUGUUUCUAUUAUUCAACCUGGCAGUGAUGGUGAUCCAAACCAAAUCACACUUUGGGCUUCCUUAUGGGCCAAGAGGAAAAAUAAUAUGCUGGUUUGUGUAUUUGAGAAAGUUCCUUGCGAUGAUGGGGUUUUAUUAUUGAAUAAAUCUACUUUUAAUAUCGAAAAGGCAAUUUCAGGUUCUGAAUUAUUUUAUCCUUGUGCAGAAAAAACUUUUUGUACAUUGGAAGAUAAAAAUAAAAUUCCAGCACUUUCUGAUUUAAGUCACUCUUUAUCCAAACUGAUUAAUGAUGUUAGACAAGGAAAUUUAGACACAAAAGAUGAUGAAUUAUUAUCUGAAGAGAUGAAAGUUUCAAAAUACAUCAAUGAUAAGAGAUACUUCACUUUAAAUCAUUUAUCUUCAAACAUUCCAUGUGCUAUUGCUACUUGCUGUGAUGAGGAUGGAAUAAGAUUGCAUAUUCAUAGUUUACCUUAUCAAGCUGGUCUUUUCAUUAUUAAUACUCAUACACUAAAGAUUCUUGGCUUCAAUAAAUCUAUUUCUAAGAAUAUGUUUGGUCGUCAUUUUUCUGAAUUAAUUAACCAUUCAAUUGUCAAAAUAUUACCAACGUUCCCUGAAAUGAUUAACUUUGUUUCACACCAUUAUCCAAUUCUAAAUGUCCACUCACCAGAAAAUAAAGGCUUGGUAUUUACUGAACAUUUCUUUAGAAAAAUUAAAGCUGAAAUUGAAAAUGAUCCAGAAGCUUUCUAUAUUUCUUCAGGUAUUGAUGCAAAACAUUCCGAUGGUUCUAUUAUUAAAGUAGAUUUACAAUUGCACGUAAUGAAUGAAAGUAAUAUUCUAUUAUGGAUAACUCAUUCAAGAGAUAUUAUCUUUAAGGACUACAAUACGACUCCUUCUCAACUAGAAAUACUGGAUGAGAAUGAACUAACCAAAGUGAGUACUUCAAAUACUUCAGCAUCCUCUUCGCUACAUUUAAAAAUUGAUGACGCAUUGAAGGAUAAUGAGAAGACUUUGAGAGAUUCCAAGUUAAUUUCGGAAUUAAGAAGUAAAAAGAAUACAGAAAGGUCGGUUGUAACCGUGGAUAGCGCUGCUACUGAAAUUCCAGAUGAGAAUGAUAAUGCUGAUAAAGCUAUUAAUUUUGAUGAAAUUAUCGAGCCAGCAUUACAGAAAAGAUUGCAACUUGCUAAAUUAUAUAGCAGUGAUAAAUCAAGAUUUACUGAUAGUUCCAAUUUUAGAAUGGAUGGAGAUUUAAUUAAAAAGAUUAUUCUAAGUCCAACUGCGAAUGUUUCCACCGACUCGUUGACUGCUGACGGUUCUGUUGCAUCAAAUACUAAAUCAGCAUCAGCUCUAUCAGUUGCUGGCUCAUUCAUGAAUUCUGAGACUUCUUUAACAAGCUUGCCUGUCACUGAUGAGCAAAUUGGAUCCCAAAAGCAUUCUAAAAAAUUUACCCACUUUUUAGUACUUCAAAAAAUGGGUGAGGGUGCAUAUAGUAAAGUUAAUAUGUGCUACCAUAAAACUAAAAAAUAUGUUGUUGUCAUUAAAAUGAUUUAUAAAGAUAGAAUUUUGGUAGAUUCAUGGGUAAGGGAUCGCAAGCUAGGUACUAUUCCAUCAGAAAUCCAAAUAAUGUAUACUCUGAAUAGAAAACCACACGAUAACAUUCUAAGAAUGAUUGAUUUCUUCGAAGAUGACCAAUAUUAUUAUCUAGAAACACCAGUUCAUGGUGAAUCUGGUUGCAUUGAUUUAUUCGACUUGAUUGAGUUCCGUACAGAUAUGACGGAAGACGAAGCCAAAUUAAUUUUUAAACAAGUUGCUUCUGGUCUACAACAUUUACAUAGCUUAGGUAUUGUUCAUCGUGACAUUAAGGAUGAAAAUGUCAUCAUUGAUUCCAAAGGUUAUGUCAAAAUUAUUGAUUUUGGUUCUGCAGCAUAUGUUAAAAACGGACCAUUUGAUGUAUUUGUUGGUACUAUAGAUUAUGCUGCCCCUGAAGUUUUAGCGGGCAAUCCAUAUGAAGGUAAGCCACAAGAUAUUUGGGCGCUUGGUAUUUUAUUAUACACCAUCAUUUUUAAGGAAAAUCCAUUUUAUAAUAUUGAUGAAAUUAUUGAAGGUAAUGUUAAUUUUGACAAUGAAGCAUCUGUGAAUCCCGUUUGUGUUCAAUUAAUUAAAAAAAUGUUAAUCAAGACUGUUCCAAAAAGACCUGAUAUAAAUGAAGUUUUCAGUGAUCCUUGGUUACAGAUUGAGUAG
This is a messenger RNA of Henningerozyma blattae CBS 6284, 3903 nucleotides long. RefSeq names its product serine/threonine protein kinase PSK1 (gene PSK1). Gene Ontology annotation, molecular function: ATP binding; protein serine/threonine kinase activity. NCBI's taxonomy places the organism in Eukaryota, Fungi, Ascomycota, Saccharomycetes, Saccharomycetales, Saccharomycetaceae. The transcript has a single exon. Gene Ontology annotation, cellular component: nucleus; cytoplasm; cytosol. The record is from RefSeq and is a predicted model, not a curated record. Gene Ontology annotation, biological process: negative regulation of glycogen biosynthetic process; protein phosphorylation; intracellular signal transduction. The coding region runs from base 1 to 3903 and encodes 1300 amino acids.